GCCAAGUGGACGACAUCGCCCGUCCGUCGCCACUCCCGCCAUUGCUGCGCUGCGCGUCAUUGGUGCGCGCUGAACGAGAGCGGUCGCGCGCGCCGGUUGGUCGCACAGGCGGUUAGUCACUGUCGAGUUUCCGUGGCGUUUGCUCGCAGUUGCCGGGAUCUCCGUUUAAUUAUUCACCAGUGAGAGGCAGCCUGCCGACCUCAACGCGUCGAAAUGGUUCACGAAGCGGAAGUCUAUCACGUUCAGAACGCUGAAGACUUGACCACCAAGCUUCAGGAAGCAGCUGAAAAGUUGGUGGUAAUUGACUUCUUUGCUGUUUGGUGUGGACCAUGCAAGAUGAUCAGUCCAAAAAUAGAAGAACUAGCAAAGGAACUACAGGAUGUUAUCUUCCUCAAAGUCGAUGUGGAUGAGUGUGAAGAUAUUGCUACAGAAUAUGACAUAACCAGUAUGCCCACAUUUGUUUUUAUAAGAAACAGCAAGGUGCUGGAGGCCUUUUCUGGUGCAAAUUAUGAUAAACUUAAAGAUACAGUACAAAAGCACAAGUAAACCACUCUGUCACACGAUUGUUUAAAUAUAUUAUAUUUUUAAGCAAGAUUACCUACUUAAAUAGUAUUGUUUCACACAAAAAUAAUACAUAGGAACAAUUCUUUGAAUAUAAACAAAAUUUUAUUUGGCUUCAUGCACAUAUUAAUGCGCCUUCUUUUCAAAGAAGAAACGAAGUCAGUUUUUCCGUAAAAGAAGAUGUAAUCAGCUUAUAAAUAUAUAUAAACAAUAUAUUGAGUAAACAGGAAAGAGCAGUUUAUAAUGUUUGCAUAUAACAAGUUAUUCAAAUUUAUUCAUGCAACUGCAAAUAAAUACUACGUAAAAUUAAAGUUGUAAUAAUGUUAAGUGUGUUAUAGAAAGUAUAAUAUGCUACAAUUUGCAUGAUUAAAUAUGCAUUUGUAAAUGUACUAGCGUAUAUUUUAUAUUUAUUGUUUCAUAAAUAUCAUUUAGUUGAUACUGCUAAAGACAACCUACAAAAUCAAUGGCCGUGAAAGCCUCAAAUUUAAUACAACCUACAAAAUCUUAAAAAUGUGAUUGCUUUUUGAACAGUAAAUUUGAUCAAUGAAUGAAAUAAUUUAAGGAGAUGUAAAUGUAUUUGAGUAUAUUUGUUAAACGCAAGAACAUAAUUAAACUGAAUGCCAAAUAAGA
Molecule: messenger RNA, 1191 nt
Organism: Odontomachus brunneus
Lineage: Eukaryota; Metazoa; Arthropoda; Insecta; Hymenoptera; Formicidae
Product: thioredoxin-2-like
Exons: 4
Coding region: 214-546 (110 amino acids)
Molecular function (GO): protein-disulfide reductase activity
Source: RefSeq, a predicted model, not a curated record